AUGUCGAAAUCCGGAAACAACAAACGCCGCGAGUCCAAGCAACGCCACGAGACACGCCAGGACGAUCUGGAGGAGAAUGAUCAUGAGGCAGCGAAAGUAGGGGGCAUGAACGCAGAUUCGGAUGAAGACUCGACGAUGACAGAGCCUCUAUCAGACGAAGAAGAGCAGGAAGAUGUCGAGGAUGAGGCAUCAACAGAUGGGGUGGCAGAUGGGCUAGAUCAAGAAGUACCUCAGGCAUUGCAAGAAGAAGACCGUCUAGUACGCCAGCUCGAGGGCUUUGAUGGUAUAGACGGAGAGCAAGAGAACAGGCAGACUGAUACCAAUAUCAGCAGCAAUGGAGGUGACAGCGGAGACGACGGUGAGGAUACCACUGAGCCUGCCACUGCUCCUGUUUCAUCUGAGGCUCAUCAACGAGCACAAGCACUUGCGGCCAUUAGGAAAAACUGGAACAUCGAACACGUUCACGACAUCCUGACUGAAGAGACAUGGCUGACAGGGCCGCUCAAACUCCAACACGUCAGCGACGACACUUGGGAAUUAGCAACUCUUCUUAAAUUCCAGCAGCUGUCGGAACAGACGAAAGCUAUGAACAAGAAGAUGAAGGAGCAGUUCAACGGUACAUACUCGGCAAGGACUGACUACUUGCUAAGACGUUUACAAGAACAACGAAGAGGAGCGCGGAAUGGAGAGCUGGCUACUACUGGGCAGCGUGAACAGGACAUGCGAGGAGGGGAUGCAGAACAAGAGGGAGGAGACAGUGAUGAUAAAGAGAACGGAGAGGGUAAUGGGGGUGACGUGGAUGGCAAUGCUGAAGGCAACGGAGACAGAUAG
Messenger RNA from Alternaria postmessia, 831 nucleotides. RefSeq lists its product as uncharacterized. The transcript has 2 exons. NCBI's taxonomy places the organism in Eukaryota, Fungi, Ascomycota, Dothideomycetes, Pleosporales, Pleosporaceae. Bases 1 to 831 code for a protein of 276 amino acids. The record is from RefSeq and is a predicted model, not a curated record.